AUAUCCUUUUUAAAGUGCAAUACAAAAACUAACAGAAAAAAGGAAAGCCAAAUAUCUAAAACGCAAAAGAACGAAGUGAAAAAAUCACACACAUUUGAUUUAAGAGGAUAUAAAAAAUGCUGCAUCAAGGCAUAAUCCUUCGCGAAGGCCAUAUAACACGAACUAUUUACAAUCUGAUAAAGGACAAACGCUAUGAGGAUGUCAUUGAGUGCAUUAUAAAUUUGGGCGAGGCAGCCAAUACCAGAGCCGGUUUGUCUACACUGGGCUAUUGUUAUUAUCAUGCCCAGAAGUAUGAAGAGGCAGCCACCUGCUAUGAACAGUUGUGCAAUUUGGUGCCCAAGGUGGCCAAAUACAAGUUCUAUUAUGCCCAAUCUUUGUAUCAAGCCGGUAUAUUUGUGGAUGCCUUAAAAGUUCUGAAACAAAUCAGCGAUAAUGUAGAACUCAAGGAGCAAUGUUUGCAAUUGCAGAGUGCCAUUCUCUAUUCAAGUGAAGAUUAUGCCGGAGCUCAGAGUGUUUUGAAUCAGCGCAGUGGUGGCACGGCGGAAACCCUCAACGACGAGGGGUGUCUCCUCUAUCAAGCCGAUCAAUAUGACAGUGCUGUGCAACGAUUCAGCACGGCCUUGCAAGUUGGUGGUUUCAAUCCUCUGAUAGCUUACAAUUUGGCCUUGUCACAUUUUCGCAAGAAGGAGAAGACCCAGGCCAUUGACUAUACUGCUGAAAUCGUGGAACGUGGCAUUAGAAAUCAUCCGGAAUUGGGUAUCGGAGCCCAAAUUGAUACCGAUGGCAGUGCUCGUAGCGUGGGUAAUCCCAUAACAAUGGCUCUCUCCGGCAUAACACAGGCUCUCAAUUUGAAGGCAGCCAUUGAAUAUAAUGAUGGAAAUGUCGACGCUGCCAGAGAUGCUCUUUUGGAUUUACCACCCCGAGCUGAGAGUGAAUUAGAUCCGGUUACAUUACACAACAUGGCCCUGACCGACCCUCAAGGGCCUGUGGCAGGUUUAAGGAAAUUGGCCUUUCUGCUUGACUUGGGACCACCGGCCUGUCCAAAAGAAACCUUUGCUAAUAUUCUUUUGAUCUGUUGUAAGCAUGAGCUGUAUGAAACGGCAGCCGACAUUUUGGCUGAACACACCGAUUUGACCUACAAAUAUCUGUCGCAGUACCUCUAUGAACUAUUGGAUGCCUUAAUAACGGCCCAGGCCUCGGCAGAAUCAGCUGAAAAGAAAUUGGGAACAUUGGCCUCAAGUUUGGCCGGAAAGCUGCGAAGUUUGGCGGCUAAGGUUCAAGAGGUGCGUUCCACCACAGAUCAGAAUGCUUUAAGGACGGCCCUGAAAGACUAUGAAAAUGCCUUGGAAUUAUAUUUACCCGUGGUCAUGGCCCGCGCAUGGAUAUCUUGGAGGGAUGAUGAUUUUGUUGGAGCUGAACGAGAAUUUCGUUCCAGCGCUGAGUUUUGUUCGGAAAAUCCCAUAUGGCGUUUAAAUGCUGGGCAUGUUCUAUUUAUGCAGGGUGAUAAGUACAAGGAGGCAGCAGCAUUCUAUGAACCCAUUGUGCGCCAGCAUGGCGAUGAUAUCAUGUCUGUUUCGGCGGCCGUUUUGGCAAACCUUUGCGUCUCCUACAUCAUGACCUUUCAAAACGAAGAAGCUGAGGAGUUGAUGCGCAAAGUCGAAAAAGCCGAAGAGCUCAAGGGCAACCUGGGCAAGCAGUAUCAUCAUUUGUGCAUCGUGAAUUUGGUGGUUGGCACCCUGUAUUGUGCCAAGUCGAAUUAUGAAUUCGGUUUGUCACGCAUCGCCCAUGCCCUGGAGAAUGGUUCGGGUGCCCGCCUCUAUGCCGAUACAUGGUUACAUGUGAAGCGCUGUAUUUUGGGCCUUCUGACGGGAAUGGCGAAGCAGAAUAUCAUAUUGGCAUAUCCAUCGGUGCAGGAAGUUAUGAGCUUUUUGAAAUCGUGUGAAGUUAAUGGCAUCUUUACACCAGCCAACAUUUACAGCGCAUCCGAUGAAGUGCCGGCCGAACCUUUGACCAUUGGCCUGGAGGCGCGUAAAUUGCGUUUGUUGCUGCUCAAAUUAAGUGAAUACGAGAAUGAUUAAAACACAAGUCCUUGUAAAAGGAUUGUUGGUUUUUUUUAUUUUCAAAUGUUUGUUGUUUUUAUUAAUUAAUUAUUUUAUUAUAAUGAUUUACAUUUUACGCGCACUACACUUUCGUUAACAAAAUGGAAGGUAACAAUACAAGAAUACGACAUGUAAGUGGUUUAUGAAUCGGAUCUAGUAAUUUGAUAAACAACAGAGUGUUAUUGCUUGGCUGAGUGUUGUUAAUAAAUGACUGUAUGUGUGUUUGAGUGUGUGUUUGCAUGAAUUUAUUACAAAAGAGAAGAAGAAUCGGAAAUAAUAAAGUUUUACAAAAUAUAAAAUCGAUGAGAUUUUAUUGAGUUUUCUUUUUUUUUUAUAUUUUUUGAUGAGUUGGAUAAUUUGAUGUCGAUUAUAUAUAGGAAAGAGUGAGUAUACAAUAAAUGCCAGUAUGAAAUGGUAUUCAGGGGAUUGAGAUGAUGGUCUAUCUAUGGUGGUAUUCCAUAGUAAGAGGAUUAUCAAAGAGAUUUGCACACCUUUCUUUUUUUGGGUUUUUUGCUUGAUAUUCAAUUCAUUA
This is a messenger RNA of Musca domestica (house fly), 2631 nucleotides long. RefSeq names its product tetratricopeptide repeat protein 30 homolog (gene Ttc30). The transcript is spliced from 9 exons. Bases 117 to 2078 code for a protein of 653 amino acids. Gene Ontology annotation, molecular function: protein binding; intraciliary transport particle B binding. The record is from RefSeq and is a predicted model, not a curated record. Gene Ontology annotation, biological process: intraciliary transport. Gene Ontology annotation, cellular component: intraciliary transport particle B; axonemal microtubule. Lineage: Eukaryota; Metazoa; Arthropoda; Insecta; Diptera; Muscidae.